Messenger RNA from Pseudogymnoascus destructans, 492 nucleotides. RefSeq lists its product as uncharacterized. The transcript has a single exon. NCBI's taxonomy places the organism in Eukaryota, Fungi, Ascomycota, Leotiomycetes, Thelebolales, Thelebolaceae. The coding region runs from base 1 to 492 and encodes 163 amino acids. The record is from RefSeq and is a predicted model, not a curated record.
AUGAUACUCGGAAACUUUACCGCCGAAAUCCUUGAAUUCUCCCGUUCUCAGGAUGAAGAUCCCUUGGACUUUAGCGAAUCAUUGUGGGAUAGAACAGAUUCGCCCAAGCUAGACGGUUUGGGAGUUAUCUUGCCGUUUAGGUUCACUCUUGUAUCUCGUCCAUGGCAGCAGCAUGUCGUUCUCACGCUUCAUACUUCGCACGUCCAGUGGGAUGGAAUUUCUAUCCCCCGGCUGUUCAGCGACUUCGCCUCCAUCUUUAACCAAACACCUCUGCCGCCGACUACGGACUUUGCUCAAUACUCGUACUACCGCGCGCACAAGUACAAAAAGAAAAGCAUCCCGAUUUCCAGUUUUGGCGCGAGUAUCUUGACUGCGCGGAGAUGGCGGUCUCAUUCCCACCAAAUGCAGAACCAGCAGCAGCAGAGCAAUCAGAUGAGUCCCUAUGGACGGUCAAAGGAAUCUCUCUGCCUCCCCAACUACCAGCAGGGGUAG